AUGAUCCGGUAUGAAUGGAAAAAGUCGUUAAAAGCAGCCGAGAAGAAGGAAAAUCUGAUCAAAAUCAACAACUACUCGGAGAGAGCGAUGCAAAAAGCUGAAGACGACAAAAAAGAAUUCAACGACUGGUUGGAGAAAACUAGAACUGCCGAAGCUACUAAAAAGGCUCUGAUCGUUGGAAAAACGAAAGUGGUCGUCAUCAAGCUCAAUGGUGGUCGCGGUACUUCCACGGGCUUCACUUGUCCCAAGUCGAUCAUUUCCGUCAGAUCUGGAUUGAACUUUUUGGACUUGACUGUUCAGCAAAUCGAGCACUUGAACAAGACCUACGAGACCAACGUCCCCUUGGUUUUGAUGAACUCCUUCAACACCGAAGAAGACACCCGAAAGAUCCUCCGAAAGAACAACAACUGCCAGGAUCUCUACAACCUCAAGGAUGGUACCCACGGUGACAUCUACAUGGCCCUUUACGACUCUGGUUUGAUUGAAGAGCUCAUAAAGCAGGGCAAACAUCGACAAUCUUGGCGCAACCGUCGACAUGAACAUCCUCGCCCACAUGUCAACCCAGACAACAAGCACUGCAUGAAAAUCUUUAGCGAGUUCAAGAUUUUCAACACUAAUAACUUUUGGAUGAGACUUGACGCUGUUGACCGACUCUGA
Molecule: messenger RNA, 657 nt
Organism: Oikopleura dioica
Lineage: Eukaryota; Metazoa; Chordata; Appendicularia; Copelata; Oikopleuridae
Source: the annotation of a GenBank genome assembly